AUUCGAGAGAGUUAUCAUUUCACCCCUGACCAUGUGCUCAGUCAGUUUCCAGUACGCUGAGAAACUCUGUACGUGGUGUCAGCCGAGUCGUAUGUAUUUGCCGUCAGCUGGGCAAAUGUGAUUCGCAUGUCCAACUGGGAUGUCAAAAAUUUUGAUAGCUCCAACUGGCAUGCCAGUUGGAUGCUAUCAAAAAUUUGACAUUCGUCUCUCUUCGGGCCCUCCUUCGUAUUUUGCUCUGUCUGACCAUCUCACUUACUCCACCAUAGCCCCAGCUGUGCGUUAGAGUGAGAUGGAUGUAUAUGAUGUCAGUCGUGUCUGCUUCUGUGGUUGAACCGUUAACCUUGCGCUGUGUUGCGGGCGACUCGAGGGUGGACUGUGUGUGGAUUUGUCAAAAAGAAGAAGACGACGAAAAGAAAAAGAAAAAAAAACGAAAGAAAAAAAUAACCGAGGAAUUCUGUCGAGAAGGAAAAUAGUAAACGUGUGUGGGAAUACCAAAAAAAAAAAAAAAACGAGAAGAUAGUAAAGCAACAGAAGAAAAAAAAUAGAGGAAAUCCGUGGGAUAGAAGGGCAAGUGCUUUGGGGGCCCUGUUGAAGUGUGUGAGUGAGUGAGGCGCUCGUGAGAGAAAAUUCUCUUUUUGUGUGUGUUGUGUGAGACUUCUGCGGGGGUACCAUCGCGUCUUUGGUCUCUUGUGUGUGACAGAGAAAGAGGGAGAGAGAAAUAGAGAGAGAGAGAGAAAAGGCAAGAUUUUGCUGGGACGUUUUUUUUUUGUCGCUUUUCUCGAAUUUUUUUGAGAGAAGAACCGAAGAAAUUUUUGCAUUAGUGUGCUGUGUAUAUAGUUCGAUAUAUAUUUUUUUUCUCUCUUUGGCCCCGGGAUCAGGCAAAGCGCGCGCCCUAAAAGUUGAGCGACAGAGAAAGAGAGAUAGAGAUAGAAAGAGUGAGACAGAGUGGUAAAAAGCAAGAAUUUCCAGUGCCAUCUGCUAAAUAAAUUUUUUUUACCGUUUGUUUUUAUUUGGGAAGAAGAAGAAGAAGAGAGAAAAAUAAUCUGCCAUAGCGCACCCAAAGAAUUCAGGAGAAAAGAACGCAAAAUAGCCACAGAAAAAGUUGCGCGAGAUACAGAAGGAGAAGUGUUCUAAGGGGAAAAUCAUCGUAGAUAGGGAAAUAGCUCAAAUAAAAUAAAAUAAAAGAAAGAAAGAAAGAAAAAAAAAAGAAGAAUAUUGCUAAAAGUUCAUUUUUUGGGGUGUGAUAGAGAAGUGAUUAGUUUGGUGUUGGUUGUUUUUUUUUUUUUUUAAUUUGAGGGGGGUGCGGUUUUUUUGUUUUGUUUGUUAAUCUCUGUGUCUCCUGGGACAAAUAAAACCCGCAGAAAUGUCCAAUAGUCAAACACCAGCGCAGACGGCAGCGCCGCUACCCAAAACAACACCAACUAAAACAUCUACCACGGAACGAGUGAUCGACACUGUUCUGUUUCCACCAAGUCACAAGUUGACAGUUGCUGAGGUAUUUGAUCAGCGUACAGGAAAGCCACAGCCAGAAGUGUUGAAGCAACAUUUUAUACUUGAGGGUAGAAUUGAGGAGGCGGCUGCCCUUCGGAUCAUCCAAGAGGGCGCUGAUUUGCUUAAAGCCGAAAAGACGAUGAUUGAUAUUGAGGCACCAGUAACAGUUUGUGGAGAUAUCCAUGGGCAAUUCUAUGAUCUUAUGAAGUUAUUUGAAGUUGGUGGACCACCAUCAAGUACUAAAUAUCUAUUUUUGGGUGAUUAUGUCGAUCGGGGUUAUUUCAGCAUAGAAUGCGUUCUGUAUUUGUGGGCUCUGAAGCGGUGCUACUGCAAUUCCCUCUAUUUACUACGUGGCAAUCAUGAGUGUCGUCAUCUAACCGAAUAUUUCACCUUUAAGCAAGAAUGCAAAAUAAAAUACUCUGAGCGCGUUUACGAUGCGUGCAUGGAGGCUUUCGAUUGCCUACCAUUGGCAGCACUAAUGAAUCAGCAAUUUCUCUGUGUCCACGGUGGACUAUCACCAGAAAUACAUGAUCUCGAUGACAUUAGGAAGUUGGAUAGAUUCAAGGAACCACCGGCAUUUGGUCCAAUGUGUGAUCUACUGUGGUCAGAUCCAUUGGAAGAUUUUGGAAAUGAGAAAAGUUGCGAAUUCUAUUCUCACAAUUCCGUGAGAGGUUGCUCUUAUUUCUACAGCUACGCUGCGUGCUGUGACUUCCUGCAAAAUAACAAUCUAUUGUCCAUUAUAAGGGCACAUGAGGCUCAGGAUGCUGGUUAUCGAAUGUACAGGAAGAGCCAAACAACGGGUUUUCCAUCUCUAAUCACAAUAUUCUCAGCACCAAACUAUUUGGAUGUCUACAACAAUAAGGCAGCUGUACUCAAAUACGAAAAUAAUGUAAUGAAUAUUCGACAGUUCAAUUGCUCACCUCAUCCUUAUUGGCUUCCCAAUUUUAUGGAUGUGUUCACAUGGUCUCUGCCCUUUGUGGGCGAAAAGGUCACUGAAAUGCUAGUCAAUGUUCUAAAUAUCUGUUCUGAUGAUGAAUUGAUGUCAGAUGGCGAUGAUGCCCUCGAAGAAGUUAAAAAGAAAAUCAUUCUGAAAAAUAAAACUGGAAAUGCAGCUAAUCUGCGUAAGGAAGUUAUUCGCAAUAAGAUUCGAGCUAUUGGAAAGAUGGCACGAGUUUUCUCAGUUUUGAGGGAAGAAUCAGAAUCUGUACUUCAGCUCAAGGGAUUGACCCCAACUGGUGCCCUACCAUUGGGAGCCCUUUCUGGUGGAAAGACAUCUCUCAAGAAUGCUCUUCAGGGUUUCUCUCCAAACCACAAAAUAACAUCCUUUGCUGAAGCCAAAGGUUUGGAUGCCAUCAAUGAGAGGAUGCCACCGAGAAAGGAUGUUCCACCGACUCCGAGUCCAAGUGACGAGGCCAAGGCCCCAGUCAUUGAUAGUUCACAGAAGAAUAGCCAUGGAACAUCGUGAAGGGAUUAAGUUUACAGUUUUAUUUUUACAUUAUUAUUGAUUUUUUUUUAGUUAUUCUUCUCCUUCACGGUUUUUUUCUUUUUGUGAAAUUAAUUAUUGGUAUUUUUUUUUAUUGUUGAAUUCGCAAGGGCCCCCUUUUGCAGGUAUUUUUGUUUGUUUUUUUUUUAGUUUUGGGGAAGAGAAUAUCACAAGGAAAUAAAGUAACUUCAUUUUUUUGCGCAUUUUAUUUACAGAAUUGGUUAUGUCUCAUGAAAAUGAUAAACUCUAUCAAAGACAAUCUUGUAUUUCCUUGCUAAAAGAGAUGAAGAAAGGGACAUCUUUCAAUAUUUAUGAAUUUUUAUUUUUGUUGAAUUUAUUUUUUCUUUAGAAGGAAAGACGAAAAAACUCUGGAUAAAGCAAUAAUUAGUUAUAUAAUCAUUUAUCUCUCUUUCUAUGUCUCUCUCUUGUUAAUUUUUCUUUUUUUUUCGGGGAAACUUAGCUAUUUUUUUUUUUUGUCCAAAAGGGGGCUAAAUUAUUUUUCAACCUUAUUGUGAAGUCAGUGAUUUGGAUGAAGCGUGUUUUUUCUUCAAAAUGUACUUAUUAAAAAAUAAAUAAAAAUAAAGAAUAAAUUAAUAAAUAAAUAUAUAUAGUGAAAAGAGAAAAAAGAAACAAAUACAAAUUAUUUAGAAGACGAAGCAAGGGUUAAGGCAAAAAAAAAAGAUUGAGGUUAGGUGCGACUAAAUUAGUAAAAAUAGACAAAAACUAAAAGAAAAAAAAAAUAAACAAAAAAGCAAGGAGAAGGAAAUAUUUAAAGAAAAACAAAGGGGGAAGUCGGGAUUGCGCUAAUUUGAAGCAAAAGACAAAGCGACUUAUAGGAUUAUAAUUUAUUUAACUAACAAAACAUAAAAGAAAAAAGCAAGAAAAAUUUUCUAUUUAUUAUUAGUCAAUAUCUAUAUUCUAUUUUUCUUUUUUUAUUCUCUCACCUUUCCAUCAAAAUUAAUUGUUCAUAUUUCGAAAUUAAAUAAAAAAAAAGUCUGUUAUUUCGAAAAGUCCCCAUUUGAUAGGGAAGAAAUUAUCUGAGACAACAAAAAAAAGUAAAAAUAAAAAAUAAGAGAAAAGGGAAGAUAGAAAUAUUUAAAGAAUAAUUAAUUUAAACAAAAAAAAGAAAAAGGCAAAAAAAACAGAAAAAAUAAUACACUAUUAAUAUCAAAUUCAGCAAAUUCGUCUCUGUACAAAGCAUAGUGAAUAAUAUUUAAAAGAAAAAACUAAAUAAAUAAAAAAAUUAAUUAAGAGAUGAAAGAAGAGAAGAGUUUAAAAAAAAAACGGGAGAAAAAUAUAAAAAUACUAGGCUAAAUUUACUUAUCAAUUUUUUUUUUGAGAAACAAACAAAAAAAAAUAGAAAAUAAACCGAGAUCUGAUUAAUAACAAAAAGAAAAACCCAAAAAAUAAAAAAAAAUUGAGAAUAUUAAAAACGAAAAAACAAAAAUUUAGAGAAAACAUAAGAAAAAAUUCUCGGUAAAUUCUCAAAUCAUGAGGAAAAAAACAGCAUUUUUAAAAAGUUAUUUAAAAAAAAAAGAAAACAGAAAACAAAAAAUAUUCUGUUCAUUCUAAUAAGGCUACUCAUGAAGUGUUCUUUUUUUUUUUUUUGAAUUUUUAGUAAGAAAUAUUUGGAAUUAGAUUGUUUCCAGGGGAAAAAUAUUCAAAUUAAGAAAGAAAGGUUCGUUCGAAAAAGAGUGAUAAAGUGAUAAGAAGAGGCGAUAGGGCACCAAUCCGCCAUAUCAAAAGCAUCCUACCGCAGGAUUUUAUGCCAAUAUUGUUGCAAAAUUAACAAAAUAUCGUCUCCAACUUUAAUUAACUUAAUUAACUAUCACUUUUCAACUGACAAAUUCCAUAACUGGGCACUCAAUGGGUCAAGUGGUAGAGCACUCGGUCUAUGAUGCAAGUGUACCGGGUUCGAAUCCCCUUUUAGGUCACCAGGAAUUUUUCUGCACUAGAUUCCACGUGGCAUGGGACUGACAAUCUCAUCCCGGACAAGAAAAAAUCACAAUCUGUGUUCUAGAUCUAGAAGUACCCUUACGGGAAGGCCUAGUUCCUUCAUGGAAUGUUGUGCCAGCAAUAUUAUUAUUAUUAU
Messenger RNA from Phlebotomus papatasi, 5066 nucleotides. RefSeq names its product serine/threonine-protein phosphatase 2B catalytic subunit 2-like. Gene Ontology annotation, cellular component: cytoplasm; calcineurin complex. Bases 1364 to 2956 code for a protein of 530 amino acids. Gene Ontology annotation, biological process: calcineurin-mediated signaling. Gene Ontology annotation, molecular function: calmodulin-dependent protein phosphatase activity; calmodulin binding. The record is from RefSeq and is a predicted model, not a curated record. Lineage: Eukaryota; Metazoa; Arthropoda; Insecta; Diptera; Psychodidae. The transcript is spliced from 11 exons.